AUGCAUAUAGAAAGAGGUCUCUUCAGCUUUCUUCAGGUUUACUAUCCAUAUGGAAAGAGAAGGUUUCUUUUCAGCCAUCUUCAAAUUUACUAUCUGUAUGAAGAGAGAAGGUCUCUUUUCAGCCUUUUUCAAAUAUACUAUCUGUAUGGAGAGAGCUCUCCUUUCAGCCUUCUGCAGGUUUACUAUCUGUAUGGAGAGAGAAGGUCUCUUUUCAACCUUCUUCAGAAGAUUUCUACUCUCACUUUAUUUUUCACCCUCACUUUAUCUUUUUUUUUUUUUUCUGCCCCUUUCUCUCACUAUUCUUUUUCUGCCUUUUUUUCUACUUUCUCUUUUCUUUCUGCUGCCUUUUCUUUUUCUCACACUUCCUUCUUAUUCUUUUACUUUCUCCUACUUUGUUCCUUUCUCUCUUUGUCACUUUUCUAUGCUCUCUCCCUCCCAUUUUUUUCUUUAACUGUAUUCAUUUCUUCUUUCUUUUUCCCACUCUCUCUCUCUCAACUUUUCUUUUUCACUACUCCUCAUUUUUUCCUUUUUCUAUUUCAUUGA
Messenger RNA from Acanthosepion pharaonis, 543 nucleotides. The record is from the annotation of a GenBank genome assembly. Lineage: Eukaryota; Metazoa; Mollusca; Cephalopoda; Sepiida; Sepiidae.